UGGGUGUUUCCUCAUUAGAUUAGAAAAUGACGAGUACAAUAUCCGGCGAAUCCAUCAACCGGAAGAAGAACGAUGUCGACGACGUCGGCACGAAGAAGUGCCACUUUCAACUAGAACGCCAACUUCUGAUGAAGGAAUAUGGAUGAAAAAAUUAUUAUAUAACUUGUCACGCGAUCGCAAUCAUCAACAUCAUCAUAAUCCUCAUAAUGAUGAUCAUCAGCAUCAUUCAACGAAUCCGCAGGACGAACAGGACGACGACGGCGCCGUAUGGAUCGCCGUCAUGAAAACCACCUCCACUACAUUGUUCAGUAAAAAUCCGUCGGCCGUUACGAACACACCCCAACGUUCGCUCGACGAAGUUGGAUCAUUUCGAAAAGCCCUGAGAAUCGUUUCGCCGCCUGCCCUCCCUUACGAUUGUUGCAUCUUCAACAUCCACCACCACCACCACCACCAUUGUCAUCAUAAUUAUUUUUUUCAUCAAACGCGGGACCAGAAAUUCACAAUAAUGCCGCGGACACCGACUAUUAAAGGAUCUUCUAACUUGACACUACGUGGACAGAUGGACAGGCGGCGGCCACCGUUUCUCAGGGGCACUUCAAAAGUUAAAGAGCCAAGCAAAGGUCGAAGUGAAAAAAUGGAAACGAGACCAAUUGGAAUUGUUGGAAACAAUGAUGGUGAACGAGUUAGUGAUGAUGAUCCAACACCUGACGGAUUAUUGAGACAAAAUUAUGAAUUACGACAUAGACUUGAGGAAGAAACUGCGAGUUAUAAAAGACGUCUUGAUACCUAUCGACAAGCUCAACAGCAUCAGGCAGCUUUAGUUUCUCGUUUGCAAGCCAAAGUUCUUCAGUAUAAACAAAGAUGUUCCGAAUUAGAAAAUCAAAUGGUUGAAUCACUUCCAGCAGAAAUAGUAAGAGUCCCAUCAUCUUCAGCAAGAGGUAAUUCAGCAUUGGAUGCUGCACAGCAAACAUUGCGUGAAUUACGAGAAGAGCAGAUACAUGAUUUAGAAACAGCUUUAAAAAAAUUAUCUGAAGAAAGAAGAAGAUGCGACAAACUUUUGCAAUUAAACACAUCAUUGAAGGAUCAACUGGAAGAAUCACAUCAAACAAAUGAAACACUAACUAAUGAUCUUCAAAAAUUAAGUAACGAAUGGGAUUCAAUGAGAGAGGAAUUAUUAAUCAAGGAGGAUGAAUGGAAAGAGGAGGAACUUGCAUUCAAUGAAUAUUACACAUCAGAACACAAUAGAUUAUUAAAUUUAUGGAGGAAUGUAGUUUCAGUGAAACGUUUAUUUUCCGAUGUUAAAUCAUCAACCGAAAGGGAUCUCUCUAAAUUACGAAAUGAAAUCAGUAUUGCCUCUAAUUUCAUGGUUUCUGCAUGCACCAGCACAAAGUUUGCUGUUAAAAUGCAAAUGGCAGCAGCUCAACCAAUUACGCCCCAGUCGUUUCAACAAAUUCAAAGUGCAUCCGACUUAAAAGCAGAAAUUGCUUCAAUGAAACAACAAUUUGAUUUGGCACAAGGCGAAAUUCGAAUGAAGGAUGAAAGAAUUCAACAAUUGUUGAAGGAGCUUCAAUCUCUGGAGGAGAGAUGCGGAGAGGCUGAGUCGGGUGUUACUCAAGCAAUAAGAAUGCAGGAGGACAUUGAAAUUUUACAAACUGCAUUAAAAGAUAUUGCUCACGCUGUAAUUCAGGAUGCAGAAUCUCGCAAUGCUGAAAAUAAUCAACCACCACCUCAUAUUCAUUUAUCACCUUCGAUACCAAUUCCUCCAAAAUCACCGAAACGUGGAACCAGAAGUGCCACCACUCCUGCCUUUGCCGAAAGUACAAUCAGCGCUGUUCAAGCUGCUCUUCACAAAUACCAAUUAUCAAUUCACGAACUUCAGGUAAAAUUGCAAACAAAUAAAGAACAAUUGUCACUAACUCGCAAGCAAUGUGAAAGCGCAGAGGAUGCGACUCUACAAUUAGAAGGUAAAAUUACAGAAAUUAUGUCACAAUUAGAUGCAAGUAGAUCACAAUGCUUGCAAUUAAAUCAAGAAAAGGAUAUUCUGCAAAAAAAUUUGGAUUCAAUUCGAUCCGAGAAAAAUGCUCUUGAUCGAAAUAGACUCGAAAUUACAAACAUGAUGGAAACGUUGAAUUCGGAUUACGAUAAAUUACAAAAAUCUAACAAUAAAUUACAAAAAUUGUGUGAGAAUCUUGAUGAUGAGAAAAUGUAUCUUCAAGAUGAACUUGGAAGAAUUCUUAAAGAAGCUGAACUCAGGGAACAAACACUGCGAUUAGAAGAGGAACGCAGCAGUAAAAUGAGAGAAGAAAUUCUGACACUUAGAGAAGAGUUAAGUAGAACAUCACUCGACAGGGAUAUGUUGGAACAACAGAAAUUAGAAACAGAUAGUUUGAUAUCACAAAUCGAAAAGAGUAAAGGUGAUGUUGAAUUGGAGUUGGAGCAAAUUCUACUCGAAAAAUCAGACAUUCAGGAAAUGUUAUCAAAAAUGGAAUCGAUUUGUGUAAAUCAUGAAGAGGAUAAAGCAAGACUUCAAGAUGAAAUAAAAAAGUUGAAUGAGGAGAAAGAGAAAGUAGCAAGCCAAUGUACCGAUCAGCAAGGAGAUUUAUCAUCAUUGAAGAAGGAACUUUUACAAGCUGAGCAAAAUCGAUUGGAUUUGGAAUCGGAAAAAGUUUCUCUACAUGAAAAGAUCAAAGUUUUAGAAAUUGAGAAAGAAAAAGUUGAAAUUGAAUUAGGUCAAGUGUCACGAGAACGUAGUGAUUUGAGCAAUCAAUUAUCAAUUUUGGCGAGAAAGAAAGAAACUCUAAAUGAGGAGUUGAUGAGAUUGAGGCAACGACUCGAGCAAGCAAAUGAAAUGAAUGCUAGGAUAAAUAGAAAUCUCGAAGAUCUUGUUAAAGACAAUGAGGAAAAACAGGUAAUUUUAGAAGCAAGUGAAAAGGAACUUCAAAGACUACAAGAGCAAUUAGCAUCAGUUCGCAGUGAAAAAGAAACUUUAGAAGGUGUUCUAUUUGAUACACAGAGCAAUCUUGAAACGACACACGUUAAAAAAACUCAAUUAGAGAAAGAUCAGCAGGAUCUAUUAAUAAAACAAGAAAGUCUAAAAGGACAGAUUUCUCGUUUGACGAAAGAAUUAGAAAAUAGUGAAAAACGUGCCCAGGAUAUGAAGUACACUCUAACUCAGCAGAGUGAAAAUCAGGAAGCUGAGUUUCAACAAAUCAUUUUAAAUCUCAAAAAGCAGAGUGAAGACAGUAUUAGAAAAUUGAAUGAAGAAAAGGAACAGAUUAGAGUUUCAUUGGAAAAACGUCUGCAACAGAAUGUAUCACAAUUAAAUAGCGAGAAGGAUGGUGAAAUAGCGCAAUUGGAAAAAAAUGUACAAGAAAUGCAAAUGCAUGUUGAAACUGUUUGCCAGCAACAUGAAGAAGUACUCCUUCGUGCUGAAAAUGAUAAACAGCAGGCAUUGCUCAUUGCUCAUCACGAUCAACAAGCAUUAGUUGAAAAACUUGAGGGUGUUUACAGAGAAUUAGAAGAAGAAAAAGGAAGUUUAGAUCGUCUUCGAAGGGAAGCAGCUACACGCGCUGAUCAGGAUCGCAUAAAUUUGAAUCAAUUGCGUGACGAAUUUAAUAGACUAAAAACGCGAUCAGAGGAAAUGAAAUUAAAAGGCGAUGAAGAAAAGAUUAAAUUGGAACUAAAGAUGGAGGAAGUCAUAAAAGAAAAAGACUCUGCUCAAAGAGAAGUUGAAGAAUUACAAGUUCAACUUCAUAUGACAGAGGACAAAGUCGAUAGUCUACAGAAUCUACUUCAUGAAAAUGACCGAAAACUCAAAGAAGCUGAAAAUACAAUCGAAUCAUGUCGCAAAGAAUUAGUAGACAUUCGUCGUCAAUUAACGGAUUCGAAUUUCGAAAAAGAUAAAUACAGCAGUACUAAUAAGGAAUUAAGAGAAUAUGUAAAGAGGAUCGAGAGCGAGAAAAGAGAACAGAAUAGAGCACUAGAGGAAGGUCAUCAAAAAGUUGCAGCUUUAGAAGACAUGAAGACUACACUUGACGCAGAAAGAACUCGCCUGCAAGCUAAUAUUCGAGAUAUGGAACGAGAAAUUACACAAUUACAACAGCAACUUCGUUUCACGCAGGAUGAAUUGCAAAAAUCGCAUUCAAUGAAUUCGACCGCGCAGAAUGAAGAGAAAGAACUGCAAGGACGUCUUGCUAAUGAAAUUGAAGAGAGGGAGCGACUACAACUUCAGCUCCACCAAGUUAAAAAACAGGUUGUAGACUUAGACAAUAGUCUAGAAAAUACAAGACAAGAAUUUGCCAAAUUACGAGCCCGAGCUGAUGAAGAGGAUGAAAGAUGGCGUGGAAGAGAACAAGAAUUAUUAAUAAGACUCGAAGACAGCAGAUGUCGAGAAAGAAAACUUGAGGAUCAGAAACACAAUUUAGAAGUUUGCCUUGCCGAUGCAUCUCAACAAAUUCAAGAACUUAAGGCUCGUCUAGGUGGUUCAGAAGGAAGAGUACGAGCAUUAGAUGCCCAGUUAGGUCAAUUAGAAGUUUUAAAAAAAGAAGUAGAACAAAAAUUAAGUAGCGUUGGCACAACUCUACGUCGUAUUGCUGGAAUUCAAUUGGAUGGAAGUGUCAAUAUGCCAUUUAAAAUUACAAGUCCUUCACGAAGAUGGAGUCCAGUUCGCAUGCAAGAUCAUGGAAAUGCUGGUCGUGAUAUUGUACUCGACGUUGAUCCAGAAGUUGUAAGAAAGGGAGUCAGAUCGUUAAUGCAACAAGUCGCCCAAAUUGAAAGAGAAAGAGAUGACUAUUUUACUGAAAUAGAGAAUAUGAAGAAGCAACUAAUGGAAGCUGGUGAUAACUCAAAUAAAACAGAUAUGAAACUUAAUAAUUUACUCAUCAAUAUUAGGACUAUGCAAGAGGAGAAAAAUGUUCUCGAAUCAAAACUCUCUCAAAAAGAUGCUGUUUGCCAAGCGCAGAUGGAGGCUUUACAUCAUAAAACGUCCGAAGUCGAACACUUGAGAGAGAGAGUAACCACUUUGGAGUUAACAGUUAGCAGUGAAACUGAAGAGAAAUCGCAAUAUGAAGAUAAAUUGGAGAAGCUAAAGCAGUUUACGAGUAAAUUAGAAUUUGAAAAGCGAAGUUUACAAGACGAACUUGGCAAAACUGAGGCUAGGGCAACAAAAUUGGAACUGCAACGAAUGUCUCUCGAAGGAGAUCUUCAACGAUUACAGAUGAUCCUCCAAGAAAAGGAGGCUCAUAUUCAGAAACUUCAUGAACGAUCAGAAGCACAGACAAGAACAAUGACAACUCUAGAAGAACGUUGCGGUUCCUUAAAUUCAACAAUUGAGCAAUUAAAUCAAACACUCCAAAGAUCAUCAAAUACGGAAAGUGAUCUAAGAAAUGAAAUUAAUUCUCUUCAGAGGAACCUCAUGGAAAUUACUGUAGCUUCACAAAGCAAUAAUGAUAAACUCAAACAAUCACAAAAGCAGGUAUCAAAUUUAGAAAACGAACGUCGAAUUUUAACUGAAAGAUUAGAAUCGGCCCAACAAGCAGUCGGUGAACUAAGGCGCAAUAACCAAACCCUUGGAGAUCAAAAUGUAAGAUUACAGAACGAAAUAUCGAAUAAUGAAGUUGUCCGUUCAGGUCUAGAGGCUCAAUUGCGAUUAUCGAACUGGCCUCAUGAAGAGCGAACGAAUAAGGAAGAAGAAUUAGUACGACAGGUUCAAUCGGCACAGAGAGACAGAAGCGAACUUAAAGGAAAAGUUGAUGCUUUGCACGAUAAGGUAAAGCAUUUGGAGUCCGAUAAACGAAAUUUAGAACGUCAAUUAGCAUCCAUUCGACCUGGAAGUGUUCGAAGUAAGAGUUACGAGCGACCUGAAAAAGCACACGUCGAAUUAUUGGGUUCUUGUGCAACCAUCGAAAAUUUAGAGCAAGAAAAUCGAGAUCUUCGACUACGAAUUCGAAGACUAGAAACACAAUUGUCCGAAAAGGAAGCGGAACUCCUGCGGGUCAAGUCAAUAAACAUACAUUCGCAUUCUUCAUUGGAUUUAUCGCGAACUCGAAGUAGCGAAUUAGAGAGACUUAGAGCGGCACAAUUGCAAGCUGAAAAAUUACUCGAAGCCAGAGAACAAAGUCAUCGACAACAAGUUUUGAGACUUGAGAAUCAGAUUCAGUUGCUACGAGAUCAACUAAAUCAGGAAAUAAAACGUCGUCAAUUGUACGUUUACCGCAGUACUCAAGCUGGUCGUGAAAUGCAACAAUUGCGACAAGCUUUAGGUGAUUCUCUGAGGACUGUAUCACAAGAUCCAUCAUUAGACGCUGUCUUAUUAGAACAUGAAGCUCGAAAAUUGGAUUCAACUCUAACUAGCACUGCCAGUUUACCUCCAUCAUUAGCCCUUCCUCCACCACCAUCAUACGAUUUAAAAUCAUCAUCUCCAUCUCGUUUUAAGUAAAUCGAUAUUUCCCAUUCUCUUAGAAAGUGAAAAAUCUUUUUAGACAGAAUAAAUCUAAACGUGGUAAUAAUUUACAGUCAGUCAGCAAAUAAAUGAUCUCAUUUUCAGUAAAAUUUUCCCAUCGCUGAUCUCAUCGUAUACAGUUUUAUAUAUAUACUAUUAAUAUUUUCAAUUUCCCCUGAAGAAAAAUUUAAUAUUCCAAAGGGUUUUACUGUAAUAGAUUUUUUGUAUUUAUUCAAACUUUUUGAUGAUCGUUUUUUAUCAAACAGAUUUUGAUAAAAAUAUUUCUGUCAAAGUUUAUCAAAGUUGUAUUAAUGCUUCCAAAAAAAAAAUUUUUUUAUUCAUCCAAAAUUUUUUACAAAAAAACUUUCUAAUCGCCUAGACUUCAAGAUUAGGAAACAAUGAUUGGCUGAAGUUUCAUGACCAAUAAAAAUAGUCAAUUUUCUGCAUUUAUCAAUCAAAAAAAAAAAAAAAAAAUGCAGAGACAGUUAUUGAAUCUGAAAAAACAAAUCAUUUUUUAAAAAAGUAAGAUUAUCUUACGUGAAAUCCGUCCAUGUUUAUUGAAAAUAUCCAACAAAAAAAAACAUCUAGUUAUUUUAGAUUAAAUAAAGAUCCGUGUUAUUGUGCGACAAGAAAAAUAAGAAAAAUAAAUGAGAAUUUAAAAUGUAUACUAAAUCGUCGGUAGUAAAAAAAAAAAUGCUUUGUUUCGUCUCAUCAUUGAGACCAAAAUGAAACAAUCAAACAAGAGCAGUCUACAAAAAAAGAAAUGCUUCUACGAUUUUUACUGUAAUGUCACCAACAAUUAAAAGAAAAAUUGACACGUGAUGUAAAUUUUUAGAGAAUUGAGAGAACGAUAGAAAUUUGUAAAAGUAGAUUGACAAAGAAAAAAGUGGAUUGUGUCUGUUCUUUAUCAUUGAGAAUAUAGACAUUCAGUCCAACUGUAUUAUUCGCACUUUAUUCAUGAUGCCGAUAGAUCCACGGAUCUAAAAAUUUGUUUUUAAUUUUAUAAAUCAAAUCUGUAGAAGUGAGUAAAUCAACGAUGAGAAAGCGACCACAAAGAAAGAAAGGGGGGGGGGGUUGGUUAGAAAAGAAUGAUUGGGGGGUCGCUUCUUCUAGUUCAACUAUUCACUUCUACAGGACUUAAAAUAAUAUUUAAAUAAUUUAAAGAUUAUUGAGAAAAAAAAUUAUUAACGUUAAUUUAUUACAAAUAUUAUCCAAUUGUAAAUUUUAAUAUUUUGUUUAAUUUCUAAAAUUUUUUUUUAAUAAAAAUUUGUUCUUCAAAUAAAGUGAUGAUGUUAGUGACGCUGAUAAGAAAACACUCCAAUUAUUUAUUCUAAUUCAGUACAUUCAACAUACAAUUAUAUUUUCAAAUUAAUUUUAAAAUCAUCUUUCAAUUAAAAUUCUAUUCUCUUAUAAUUCACUUCACUUUUAU
Molecule: messenger RNA, 7868 nt
Organism: Leptopilina heterotoma
Lineage: Eukaryota; Metazoa; Arthropoda; Insecta; Hymenoptera; Figitidae
Gene: Root
Product: rootletin
Exons: 27
Coding region: 143-6436 (2097 amino acids)
Source: RefSeq, a predicted model, not a curated record